Molecule: messenger RNA, 438 nt
Organism: Vigna unguiculata (cowpea)
Lineage: Eukaryota; Viridiplantae; Streptophyta; Magnoliopsida; Fabales; Fabaceae
Source: RefSeq, a predicted model, not a curated record
AUGAAACUCUCAAGAAGCUUUUCGAUAUGCGCCCCAAAAAUCAUUAAGAAAAUCCCAAACCAUAUCAAAAAAUCAUCCUUCUCCAGAUCCUUAAGCUGUCAUAUUCAGCAUCAUUCCAAGAAGCCAUUGCUAGGUUCCGGAGAGACCUCCGACGGCGCCGCCGCAAGGAACGCCAAGGUUCCCAAAGGCUUCAUCGCCGUCUACGUGGGCCCCGACUUCCGACGCUUCAUCAUUCCGGUACGGUUCUUGGCCAUGCCUGACUUCACCGCCUUGAUGGAAUCCGUCGCCGAAGAAUAUGGCUGCGAUCAUCACGGCGCCAUUCACAUCCCCUGCGACGAAGACUAUUUUGAGCAAAUUUUGACCUCCUGUUCCCACCGAAAACGGGCCCUCCUUCCUCCUAAGAAACUUUCCGACAUCCCAAUCAUAAGUAGCCAUUGA